Myodes glareolus (Bank vole) is the source of this 1912-nucleotide messenger RNA. It is a transcript of the gene Kcna10, whose product is annotated as potassium voltage-gated channel subfamily A member 10. Gene Ontology annotation, biological process: action potential; potassium ion transmembrane transport; protein homooligomerization. Gene Ontology annotation, molecular function: protein binding; delayed rectifier potassium channel activity. Lineage: Eukaryota; Metazoa; Chordata; Mammalia; Rodentia; Cricetidae. Gene Ontology annotation, cellular component: membrane; voltage-gated potassium channel complex. The record is from RefSeq and is a predicted model, not a curated record.
CAGAGAGAGGGCCAGAGAGAUCCUGUUUCACCCAAGAGAUAGAAUUUCUGGAUCCCAGGCGUCUGCUGAUCAGUAUCCUUCCUGCCAGUCCUCCUGUGGACCCUGGGACCAGCACAUCCCUCCCGCUAUGGACAGCUGACCCCACCGAAGCUGCAGAGGCUCACACAGACCGAGAUACACCUUCCCCUCCUUCACUCCUCUGGUUCCAGCAGGCAGCAAAGACUGGGGGCCUCCAUGCUGCUUUCCUGACUCCCUAGAAUGGAUGUGUGUGGUUGGAAAGAAAUGGAGGUUGCUCUGGUCAAUUUUGAUAACGCAGAUGAAAUCCAUGAAGAGCCAGGCUAUGCCACAGACUUUGACCCAAAAGGCCGACCUAGUAGCAGUCCCUUUCCCAGCUGGAGAGUUCUCAUCAGUGACGGCACCAACCUUGAAACUGCCUUCUCCAAGGUUCCAGGAGAGUUCGUGGAUCCCCCAGGGCCUGAGCCAGUGGUCUUGAAUGAAGGAAACCAAAGGGUGAUCAUUAAUAUUGCUGGGCUGAGGUUUGAGACUCAGCUCAGAACUCUCAAUCAAUUCCCAGAGACACUCCUGGGAGACCGGGAGAAAAGGAUGCAAUUUUUUGACUCCAUGAGAAACGAAUACUUCUUUGAUAGAAACCGACCUAGUUUUGAUGGAAUCUUAUACUAUUACCAGUCUGGUGGGAAAAUAAGGCGGCCAGCCAAUGUGCCCAUCGAUGUUUUCGCCGAUGAGAUCUCCUUUUACGAAUUGGGGAGCGAGGCCAUGGACCAGUUCCGGGAGGAUGAAGGCUUCAUCAAGGACCCUGAAACGCUGCUACCGACCAAUGAUUUCCACCGGCAGUUCUGGCUUCUCUUCGAGUACCCCGAGAGCUCUAGUGCCGCGCGAGGCGUGGCUGUGGUCUCGGUGUUGGUCGUCGUCAUCUCUAUCACCAUCUUCUGCCUGGAAACACUCCCAGAGUUCCGAGAGGACAGGGAGCUGAAGGUAGUCAGGGACCCCAGUAUCAACACGAACAAAACGGGCCUCUCCCAGACCAUGUUCACCGACCCUUUCUUCAUGAUAGAGUCCACCUGCAUCGUGUGGUUCACCUUCGAGCUGGUGCUCCGGUUUGUGGUCUGCCCCAGCAAGACAGACUUCUUCAAGAAUAUCAUGAACAUCAUCGACAUCAUCUCCAUCAUCCCCUACUUCGCAACCCUCAUCACAGAGCUGGUCCAGGAGACAGAGCCGAGUGCCCAACAGAACAUGUCCCUGGCCAUCCUGAGGAUCAUCCGCCUAGUAAGGGUCUUCCGCAUCUUCAAGCUCUCCCGCCACUCUAAGGGGCUGCAGAUCCUGGGGCAGACGCUGAAGGCUUCCAUGCGGGAGCUGGGGCUGCUCAUCUUCUUCCUCUUUAUAGGGGUCAUCCUCUUCUCCAGCGCCAUCUACUUUGCUGAAGUGGAUGAACCGGAAUCCCAUUUCUCUAGCAUUCCUGAUGGCUUCUGGUGGGCUGUGGUCACCAUGACAACUGUAGGUUAUGGUGACAUGUGCCCAAUCACCCCAGGAGGGAAGAUUGUGGGUACUCUGUGUGCCAUUGCCGGCGUCCUCACCAUUGCCCUCCCUGUACCUGUCAUUGUCUCCAAUUUCAACUACUUCUAUCACCGCGAGACCGAGAAUGAGGAGAAGCAAAACAUCCCAGGAGAAAUUGACAGAAUCCUAAACAAUGUGGGCUCCCCAAUGGGGAGUACCGACUCUCUUAACAAGACCAAUGGCAGCUGUUCCACAGAGAAGUCCAGGAAGUGACCGACCCGGGAGUCUCUGAAUCUCUGUCUCUCUCCCUCCUCUCUGUUUUCCCCAAGAUGAAAAUUAUGCUUUGUGGCCAACAGGCCAUCUCUGACUGUGUGAGCUGCUUUAAUAAAUCCAUAUUUCU